Messenger RNA from Eimeria maxima, 1941 nucleotides. RefSeq lists its product as hypothetical. The transcript is spliced from 7 exons. The record is from RefSeq and is a predicted model, not a curated record. The coding region runs from base 1 to 1941 and encodes 646 amino acids. Lineage: Eukaryota; Apicomplexa; Conoidasida; Eucoccidiorida; Eimeriidae.
AUGGUCGUCACGAGGCAGGGCACCGUCACCUCUGCUGCAGGCCCGCCUGGAGGUGCUGCAGCUGCAGCGGCAGGUGCAGGAGCGGAUGCAGCAGCAGCAGCAGCAGCGAAGGGUCGCAGCCCGGUAAAGCCUGCAGCGCAGCAGAGGGCCCCUUCGAAGAAGAAGAGGGGAGGGGGACGUUCACCAGCAGCGCCUAGGACAGCAGCACACAGAGGAGCUGCAUCUCCUGGUGGUUCUCCAAGAUCUGCAGGAGGAGGAGGAGGAAGCCCUCGUGUGCACAUUGCAAGUAGACCUGUGGUGCUUCCAUCUCUUAGCACAUCAUCUUUUAGCAGCAGAAGGUCCCCAUCAGAUAAACCUCUUAUUAGGGGGGGCCCCCUAAAGGAGAGGCAGCAGACGGGGCCCCUACCUUUUGUAAGACAGAUGAGUGAUAUGAGUGAUGUGGAGGUACCGACACAUGACGAUACAGAGGAGAGUCUUGUUGCAGCACCAGCAGCAAGACGAGCAGCAUCUACUACUAGGAGACGUAGAGGAGGAGGAGCAGUAUCAGGAGGAGGAGCAACAGACGAAGGUGAAAUAACAAGACAAACAAGCAGCAGCAGCAGCAGCAGCACAAGCAGCAACAGAAGCAGCAGCAGCCGGCAGUCGCGGCCAGUGCCUCUACUACAGAAGGAGGUAUAUAACGAUCCAUCCGUUCUUGGUGGAAUUCGUUCACGAAGCCGUAUAAUAAGCAGCAGCAGCAGCAGCAACAACAACAACAACAACAUCCUAGACGGGAGCAGCAGCACAUGCAGCAACAGCAGCAGCAGCAACAGUAGUAGCAGCAGCAGCAGUAGCAGCAGCAUAAGUAGUAGUAGUACAAGUCGUAUAUCUGAGGGUAAAUUAGGUCAAUUAUUAUUAACAUAUUUUUGUUAUGCUUCCUUAUAUCUAACUCGUAAACCUUUUGCUUCUUGUAAGAGAGAAAUAGAGAAACAAUUAUCCUUAUCUACUGCUGCAUUAGGAGGAAUAGAUACUGUAUUCUUAUCUGCAUAUGCAGCCUCUCAGCUCCUAUUAGCUCCUUUCUUAUUAGGUAGAGCAGCAGCAGCAGCAGCAGCAACAGCAGCAGCAGCAACAGGAGCAGCAGCAACAGGAGCAGGAAAAGGAGGGAAAGGAGGAGGUGAUCCUACAGCAGCAGCAGCAGCAGCAGGAAGAGCAGUGGAGCGCCAGCCGUCGCAGAUGCAGCAUCAGCAGGAGGACAAACAGCAGCAGCAGCAAAUGCAGCAGCAGCAGCAGCAGCAGCAGGAGAAAUCUUUGCUGCUUCGUGUAUUGGGUGUUGGACGUUUUCGUCGUUUAUGUGCUGCUUAUUUCUCUGUUAAACUUGUUCGUUAUGCUCUAUUAUAUUGGUUAGCUUAUUACCUAGAGCAGCAUGCUGCUCUUACUGCAGCAGCAGCAGCAUUCUAUUGCACAUACUUCGAUGCGGGUGGAGUCUUUGGAUCUGUUGCCUUAGGGUGGUUCUCUGAUAAAUAUUUACGAGGCCGUCGUGUUGUGCUGCUCUCUCCUCUUUGCUGCAUAGCGGGGGUUUCGCUGCUGCUGCUGCACAGCGCGGUGGUGUGGGGCCCCGCAGGGGAUCUAGGGUUUGCUGCACAGGCAGCGCUGCUGCUUGCAGGUGCAGCAAUAGCAGCACCAGACUCUGUCUUAGGUGCAGCAGCAGCAGCAGAUGCAUGCGCUGAGGAGGGAGCAGCAAAUGAUGCUGCAUUUGCUGCAGCAGCAGCUUGCAUUGUUAAUGGGUCUGGUAGUGUAGGCUCAAUAGUGCAGGGCCUUCUUACCCCAACUCUUCUAGCUGUCUAUGGCUGGGGUGGGGUAUUCAACUUCCUUGCAGGGAUUUCUUUCUUAGGGGCAGCCUCUCUACUCCCUGGUGCAAUAAAAGACUAUAAGUUCCUACGAGCAGCAAAAAAAACUGCAUAA